Messenger RNA from Nannospalax galili (Upper Galilee mountains blind mole rat), 6665 nucleotides. It is a transcript of the gene Znf532, whose product is annotated as zinc finger protein 532. The record is from RefSeq and is a predicted model, not a curated record. The transcript is spliced from 7 exons. NCBI's taxonomy places the organism in Eukaryota, Metazoa, Chordata, Mammalia, Rodentia, Spalacidae. The coding region runs from base 447 to 3563 and encodes 1038 amino acids.
UCAGUGUUUUUAAUGAAACAACCAGAAUGAACUGAUGGAUUUGUAAUGGUAGUUUGUUUGUUGCUGGAGAAUGCUACUUUGCAUGCCUUUUUUCUCUUGCAGGCUAUGUUCUGUUUUGUGCUUUUCCUUUUAGAAGCUUCUAAAGGGUGUUGGGGAUACUUGGGACUGUUGUGAAGGCCAAAAGGCCUGUUGACUGGGGCUGCUUUUAACCCUUUCAUAUUUGCAGACAAUGCAACCGUGUGACAGUAACUGAACACUGGUCCAAAGUCUUUCCAAAAGGUCAAGGUUCACAAGGAAACCAGUCGCUCCAGAGUCAGAUCCAACAUGAUCUCAGCAACAGAACUGGUUCUGCCUUUCUACUGGUCUGGUACAGUCAAGAGGAGUCCACAGGAGACCUGAUUGCAAAUACAUUUUCUCCCUCACUUUGAAGAUAUCUGAUCAAAUUCAUGACCAUGGGGGAUAUGAAGACCCCAGACUUUGAUGACCUCCUGGCAGCAUUUGACAUCCCAGAUAUGGUCGAUCCCAAAGCAGCUAUUGAGUCUGGACAUGAUGACCAUGAAAGCCACAUCAAGCAGAAUGCUCACGUGGAUGACGACUCUCAUACCCCCUCAUCCUCCGAUGUCGGUGUCAGUGUGAUUGUCAAGAACGUUCGCAACAUCGACUCCUCUGAGGGUGUGGAGAAAGAUGGCCAUAAUCCUACAGGCAAUGGCUUGCAUAACGGGUUUCUCACAGCAUCCUCUCUUGAUAGCUAUGGUAAAGAUGGAGCAAAGUCCUUGAAAGGAGAUGCGCCUACCUCAGAGGUGACUCUUAAAGACUCAGCAUUCAGCCAGUUCAGCCCUAUCUCCAGUGCUGAAGAGUUUGAUGAUGAUGAGAAAAUAGAGGUGGACGACCCUCCGGAUAAGGAGGAUGCACGGUCCAGUUUCAGAUCAAAUGUGCUGGGGUCAGCUCCCCAGCAGGACUAUGAUAAACUAAAAGUGCUCGGAGGGGAAAAUGCAAGCAAAACUGGAAUCUCUACAUCAGGCCAUGUAGAUAAAAACAAAGUUAAGAGAGAGACAGAAACAAAUUCUCUAAACCUGAAUGUUUAUGAGCCUUUUAAGGUCAGAAAAGCAGAGGAUAAGUUGAAGGAAAACUCUGAGAAGGUACUUGAAAACAAGGUCCUUGAUGGGAAGCUAAACUUGGACAAGAACGACACCAGCCUUGCUGGUGUCACAUCUAAAACAAAGUCGUCCUCCAAGCUCUCAUCAUGCAUAGCUGCCAUUGCCGCAUUGAGUGCUAAAAAGGCUGCUUCAGAUUCCUGCAAAGAGCCUGUGGCCAAUUCGAGAGAAGCUUCUCCAUUACCAAAAGAAGUUAAUGAGAGUCCGAGAGCUGCCGACAAGUCUCCGGAAUCCCAGAGUCUCAUUGAUGGCACCAAGAAAGCUUCUCUGAAGCCACCGGAUAGUCCUAGGAGCGUCUCCAGUGAGAACAGCAGCAAAGGCUCCCCAUCCUCUCCUGCGGGGUCCACGCCAGCAAUCCCUAAAGUCCGUAUCAAGACUAUCAAGACGUCUUCAGGGGAGAUCAAGAGAACAGUGACCAGAGUAUUGCCAGAAGUGGAUCUGGACUCUGGGAAGAAGCCUUCUGAGCAGGCAGCAUCUGUGAUGGCCUCUGUGACAUCUCUUCUGUCAUCUCCAGCAUCGGCCACUGUCCUUUCCUCUCCCCCCAGGGCACCUCUCCAGUCAGCCAUGGUCACUAAUGCAGUUUCUCCUGCAGAGCUGACCCCCAAACAGGUCACCAUCAAGCCUGUGGCCACUGCUUUCCUUCCUGUGUCUGCUGUCAAGACGGCAGGGUCCCAAGUUAUCAAUUUGAAGCUCGCUAACAACACAACAGUGAAAGCCACGGUCAUAUCUGCUGCCUCUGUUCAGAGUGCAAGCAGUGCCAUCAUUAAAGCUGCCAAUGCCAUCCAACAGCAAACUGUCGUGGUACCGGCAUCCAGCCUGGCCAAUGCCAAACUUGUGCCAAAGACUGUGCACCUUGCCAACCUUAACCUUCUGCCUCAGGGUGCCCAGGCCACCUCUGAACUCCGCCAAGUGCUAACCAAACCUCAGCAACAAAUAAAGCAGGCAAUAAUCAACGCAGCGGCCUCGCAACCACCCAAAAAGGUGUCUCGAGUCCAGGUUGUGUCAUCCUUACAGAGUUCUGUGGUGGAAGCUUUCAACAAGGUGCUGAGCAGUGUCAACCCAGUCCCAGUUUACAUCCCAAACCUCAGUCCUCCCGCCAACGCAGGGAUCACAUUACCGAUGCGUGGGUACAAGUGUUUGGAGUGUGGGGACUCCUUCGCCCUGGAAAAGAGCCUGACCCAGCACUACGACAGGCGUAGUGUGCGCAUCGAAGUAACAUGCAACCAUUGUACAAAGAACCUUGUUUUUUACAACAAAUGCAGCCUCCUUUCUCAUGCCCGUGGGCAUAAGGAGAAAGGGGUGGUAAUGCAAUGCUCCCACUUAAUUUUAAAGCCAGUUCCAGCAGACCAGAUGAUAGUUUCUCCAUCUAGCAAUACUUCUUCCACUCUGCAGAGCUCUGUGGGAGCUGGCACUCACACUGUAACAAAAAUCCAGUCUGGCAUAACUGGGACGGUUAUCUCCGCUCCGUCAAGCACACCCAUCACCCCAGCUAUGCCCCUAGAUGAAGACCCCUCCAAGCUCUGUAGACACAGUCUCAAAUGUCUGGAGUGUAACGAAGUCUUCCAGGAUGAGACGUCACUGGCUACACAUUUCCAGCAGGCUGCAGAUACAAGUGGACAACAAAUGAAGAAGCACCCCUGCCGCCAGUGUGACAAGUCUUUCAGCUCCUCCCACAGCCUGUGCCGCCACAACCGGAUCAAGCACAAAGGCAUCAGGAAAGUUUACACCUGCUCGCACUGCCCAGACUCCCGUAGGACCUUCACUAAGCGGCUAAUGCUAGAGAAGCACAUACAGCUGAUGCACGGGAUCAAGGAUCCUGACUUGAAAGAAAUGACGGAAGCCACCAAUGAGGAGGAGGAGGAAGAGGAGGAGGAGGAAGAGGAAGAAGAAACCGAAAUAAAGGAAGAUGCCAAGGCUCCCAGUCCCAAGCGGAAGUUGGAAGAACCGGUUUUAGAGUUCAGGCCUCCCAGAGGAGCCAUCACUCAGCCACUGAAGAAGCUGAAGAUCAACGUCUUUAAGGUUCACAAGUGUGCCGUGUGCGGCUUCACAACCGAAAACCUGCUGCAGUUCCACGAACAUAUUCCUCAGCACAAGUCGGACGGCUCCUCCUACCAGUGCCGGGAGUGCGGCCUCUGCUACACAUCCCACGUCUCCCUGUCCAGGCACCUCUUCAUCGUGCACAAGCUAAAGGAACCUCAGCCUGUGUCCAAGCAGAACGGGGCUGGGGAAGACAGCCAGCAAGAGAAUAAGCCCAGCCUGGAGGACGAGGCUGCUGAAGGCGCAGUGUCAGACAGGAAGUGCAAAGUAUGCGCCAAGACUUUUGAAACGGAAGCUGCCUUAAACACUCACAUGAGGACACAUGGCAUGGCCUUCAUUAAAUCCAAAAGAAUGAGUUCAGCUGAAAAAUAGCCACAGGUACUCCUUAGGGAAAAGCCGAUCCACAUUGGAAUUAAAAACAAGACGUUUUUGUUACAAAGUUUGAAGUAUAAUAGAGUUAACAGUACUGUCUAGGCUGUUGCAAUAUAUUCUUUCCACGUCCCUUCACCUCCCAGAUGUGUCCCUCCCCAUAACUAUUAAGGCAGUAUUUGAGUUUAAAAGAGUUUGUAUAUAUUUAAAUAACUUUUUAUACUCUUUGUUACAUGUUUGUAUCAGUAUUUGGUGGAAAAUGUUUUUGAGGUUUUUUUGGGUUAGAAUUUUUCUUUUUUGUACUGUUUCUUUAAACAGAGUUCUAGUAACAGGGGCAGUUCGUGAAUUCAAACCAACCAUUUUGUAUGUUACGAAUUUGAAUGAGUUCAAUAAUUACGGGCUAACACAACGCCUUUUUUAGUGUUUUUAAUUUUUAGAGCUCACCACAUAAAUUGUAGGUGAUUGUGGGUUUCAUAACACUAGCAACUUUUAAGUGUCUUAGCACCACACUCUGCAUGCCUGCUCCUAGCGAGCAAGGGCUCUGGGGACAACUAUACCCCGGUGAGGGCAUGGCCUGAGCCAUGCUCAAUGGCAUUUAAAGCAGCCUUGCAGGUCCCUUCAUUCUCCAAAGUGGGUCAGACAGGCUAGGAAUCCAGUAGGAAACGUGGACUUCCUGAAUUCCAUCUUGAAGAAUGAAGAAGAAUACAGGGGGAAAUGGGCUUGUUGAUUUUUCUGGGCAAGCUUGCAAGGCUGACUGAAAGAGCACAAGGAGAAGUGGCUAGGAAAGGGCUGGACUACUGUAAAAGUUACAAAUAUGUAGUUAGACCUAUAGCUCUCUUGUCAGGUUUUGUCAUGUAACUUAUUAACUAUUACAGAGAUACAACUAAGAAUAUCAAGUAUUUCUCUGGCUCUUGACAGGAAAAAAAAAAGUCAUGGUUGACUCCACCCUUUGCUCUCUACACAGUUGGCGUUUCCUGUUUUGGGUGCUACUGCCAAAUGUUCUGGUACUUAGAGUUGGGAUGCACAACUUCACCCACCGACCUAUCAAUGCAGCAGCCCGCACUCUGCAAUUGGCCAUAGAUGAAGCACUGAGCCACUGGGUUUCCUUCAGUCAUUUCAGUAGCGUAGCUUGCUAUCUGUGGCCCUGCCUCCCUGAAGCACUAUGGAGGUGCUCUUCUUUCUGUUCCUUCUGUGUAUAGUUCUCUGGGAAAGUUAUAUAUAUAUAUAUAUAUUUUUUUUUUGGUUUUUGUUUCGUGUUUUCUGUUGCAUUUUAUAUCUUGUAUUUAUCCCCAAUAUGUUUUAUACUUUUUUGUUUUCCUAAGCAAAGAAAUUCUUUUGUGUAUAUAGAGAUACUUGCAUGAUAGACUGUAGUCAACAUUCAGUUCCUCGAAAGGUCUUGCUGCUGUCAGGUGUAUGCACUACAUCCAUCAUAACUGUAUUAAACACAUUUCACAUGUAAAUAAACAAGGGACAUUUGGCCCUUGUGCUUCUAUAGAAGAGUUAUUGGCAGUGGGUCUGAUAUCUUCCUAAAGUUUGGGAAGUGACUGAUUGCUGGGACAGGCUACAGGAUAUUACAGAAUUUUUUUCCACUCUAACGAAUGGCUUAUUCAUUCUCGUCGGUGACCAGCUACUCUGCCACUUUCUGUUGACUACAUCGGUACAAUCCAAGGUGUGAAAAUAUUCUUCAACUUGAAAUUCAAUUGCUGUUACCUGUUAUAUCUGUAUUGCUCCCAGUGUAUUCAUGGCACUUUCACAUGUUCCUGCUUUUGAACCUUGCAAUAAACCUGUGUGGUGGCCACGCAGGUCUGCACAGCCUAGUUUUACAGUUGAGGAAGCUGAGCUCAGAAUCAGUUCUUUGCCCAAGCCCUCAUAGCUGAUAAGUGGCUUUGCGUAUUAGAACUCAAAUCUUUUGCUCUCAAUCUAGUGCUCGCUCUUUGUGGUGAUGUACAUAUUGACAAAUAUUCAUUUAUUCAAUAAAAUUAUGUGCGAAAUAUGAUACUGGAGCUUUUGUUUGGGCACUAUGACUUUUAUAAGAUAACCUAGAAGUGUAAAUACCUAGAAUUAUUCCAUAAUGUGGAAUUAACAUCUGCUUGGUUUAGAAGGGUACAAGAGGAGCUUUUUAAAUGCCCAAUUUUUUCCUGAAGGUUCAGAUUAAACACCAAUAAAGAGAUGAGCUGAGUUUUAGAUAAACAUUCAAGACAGGUUUUUGUCUUUGAUUGGGUGAUUUUAUUUUACCAAUAAUAGUAAUAGCAAUGUAAAAAAAAAGAAAGAAAGAAAGAAAGAAAGAAAAUGGAAGCACAAUGACACAAAAGUGAGAAAAGGAAAAAAAUGUAGGCUUAGACCACACGACUACAUUUCUGCAAAUUCUCACCCAAAGAACAAUGUACUCCCCACUGCUGCCAGGGCUCUGGGAAGAUCUAACAGUGAAAUCUUCACUUGCCAACUUUGGGCAGCUAGUAUUAAUAUACUCAUGCUGUGAGCCCCUUUAGAAAAGAGAUGCCUACUUAGCAGGGGAAAGAUGGAAAAUGUGCCUGAAGAACUUAAUAUGACUUAGAAGAACUCUUCAGUUAAUCCAAAAGAUAGUCUGAAAAUAGAUGUGUGUGCCAGAUGUGCUUGUACAUACAUACGUACAUGUACACACACAAACACACACACAGCAACUCUCAGAAGCUGUAAAGGUUACAGACUGUAGCUCUUAAUCUUAACAUAGAUCAUUUAGUAAACCUUGGCUCCUCUCUAGGUAUAAUUCAUUCUUUACAUCAAUGGCUCCUUCAGUCUUGUUUUCUUUGAAGCCCUCCCCUGACUAUGAGCCUCACAUCCUUACUGAAGGCAACUGUAAGCCACAGAGCUGUGACCACAUGACCUUAGUUCUCUCCAUUUUGCUACAAAGCAAAAAUCUGUUGAUGCACAAAGCAUGAACAGGGAUUUAAAGCCACCACGAUGGAAAACCACCAAACCACAAAGGAAGACAGAAGAGGAACACAUGAAGUAGAACUCCCAAACCAGAAAACAAAUGACCAGCCAGCAAUAUUAAGUUCUUACCUAUCACUCGCUGCUUUGUAUUUAAAUUGGUCAUAUUUUCCAAUAAAGAAGCAGACUGUCUGA